CCACAGCCCUCCCUCCAUCUCCCCUGCUCUGUCCCCUCUGUCCCUCUGUCCCCUCGGUGCCGGUUGCCUUGUACCCCCCUGUUCCUUGCUCCCCCCUCCAUUUGUCCUUCUAUUUUCUCCCAUCACCUCAUCCAUCCCCCAGCCUCUCCCUCUGAGUAUCACUCAUCCUUCAUUCUCCCCUGCCUCAGUCUCUCCCUCAUCACUUUGACCCUGCCUCUGCGCCCCCCCCCAUGUCUCUCUGUCCAUCCAAUCGGCCUCUCCUCGGGUGCCACGGUUGGGCUCCCCCAGCCCUCUCCCCUGGCUGCUAAUGAGCAGAGGAGCCUUUGAGGUGGCCAGGGCUGGGUGGGGGGGCUCCCUGAGGGGGGCGGAGGGGGCAGCUGCUGCCAAGGCCCUAAUGAGGCCCCCUCUGUGCCCCUCCUGCCGUGAUCUUAAUUCCCGGUUCUCCCUGGAGCCACCGCUAAUUGGCCUGGGGAGGGGCCCCCUCCUGGCUGCCACUCUGCCCUCAGGGGGUGAGGACACCUGGAUGCUGAUCCAGCACCUGUGGCCUGUGCGUCUGUGUCAGCCUCCCAUCUGUGCGCCCCUCCUUCCCUCCCUCGCCCCACCUGCCUUAGGUGCCUCCAUCUGUGCACCCCUCCUCCGCUCCUCUUGUUCCUGUCCUCAUCUGUCCCUCCCUCCACCUGCCUCUGGCCUUCCCAUUCACCCGCCCUUCCACCAUCGCACCUGUUACCAGGACCCACCCCCGUGUCCCCACCUCGGGACCCAGACGUAUCCUAACCUGCCCCCACAGCCCCCACUCCCGCGCGGCUUUUAACCCCUUCCCUGCCGCAGCCAUGUCCAACAACAUGGCCAAGAUUGCCGAGGCCCGCAAGACGGUGGAACAGCUGAAGCUGGAGGUGAACAUCGACCGCAUGAAGGUGUCGCAGGCAGCGGCGGAACUCCUGGCUUUCUGCGAGACGCACGCAAAAGACGACCCGCUGGUGACGCCAGUACCUGCGGCAGAAAACCCCUUUCGCGACAAGCGCCUCUUUUGUGUUUUGCUCUGAGCCCUCCAGACAGCUUACCCUCCCCUGCCAAAGUAUGGAUCUAAUAAACUUGGUCACUGU
Molecule: messenger RNA, 1103 nt
Organism: Sapajus apella (tufted capuchin)
Lineage: Eukaryota; Metazoa; Chordata; Mammalia; Primates; Cebidae
Gene: GNG8
Product: G protein subunit gamma 8
Exons: 2
Coding region: 831-1043 (70 amino acids)
Biological process (GO): G protein-coupled receptor signaling pathway
Cellular component (GO): heterotrimeric G-protein complex
Molecular function (GO): G-protein beta-subunit binding
Source: RefSeq, a predicted model, not a curated record